AUGUAUGUUGUCAUGGCUUGGCAUGUUAUCCCAAGCUCCCACGUUCGACUACAAUUCCCUUCCGCAGAUCGAAGCGUUCAUGUUGGAUGGAAACCUGUUACAACGCUUGGAUUUGCUUACUGUGCUUUGGCCGAUCUCGUUUAUGGCAAUCCCACGCGACCCAGUGUUUACACCAACCCCGACAACUUCAAUCCCGAGAGAUGGCUCAGCAGCAAAGGCAAAUUUUGGGACAACAUGAAGUUCCCUUCAUAUGGCUUUGGACACAGGAGCUCGCCUGAUAUUGGACCGAGUAGAACCUUGCUAGAAAACAACCUGCAGAAUCUCCCCCGGGCGUUGUUCAAGACCAGUCAGGACCCAGAGAACCGGAUUGAUGAGAUGAGCUUCGUGGAUAACGUGAUUUUACACCCCAAACCGUUCAAUGCGCGCUUUCAGCCGCGGUUUGGGGAUGAGGCAUUAUUGAGGGACGUGAUGGCUCAGUAUGGGAAGGGGUUGUAG
Suillus subaureus is the source of this 495-nucleotide messenger RNA. RefSeq lists its product as uncharacterized. The coding region runs from base 1 to 495 and encodes 164 amino acids. Lineage: Eukaryota; Fungi; Basidiomycota; Agaricomycetes; Boletales; Suillaceae. The record is from RefSeq and is a predicted model, not a curated record. Gene Ontology annotation, molecular function: oxidoreductase activity, acting on paired donors, with incorporation or reduction of molecular oxygen; monooxygenase activity; heme binding. The transcript is spliced from 4 exons.